AUGCAUUUUAUGGCUCAUUAUCUUUCAGAAUUUCAUAAACCUCUAUCUAAAAUGUUAGUUAAAACUGGUUUACUGAUUUGUUCUAAUCCCAAACAAAUAGGUCAUUUAUUGGGAUCUAUAAAUAAAGAAGUAAAAAACACUCUUUAUGUACAAUUUUUGUCCAAUCUAGAGGAUCCUUUAGGGAACUUUUGUCCUAAUAUAUAUAACUCCUGGUCAAAGUUCAGUCCUACAAUUUUUACAACAUACUCUCAGGCUGCAACCGAUUCUAUUAACUUAGAUAUAAGAGUUUUACUAUCCGGACUAAAAUACGAAAUAGCAAAAAUUCAAACUAGAAAACCGAUAGAUUUAAUCAUCUUCGAUAAACCUUAUUCCAAUUGCCAAAUAGAGAGUUUCAUAAACACCAAGCUCCAAAAUGUAGCUAAAGAGUACAACGUUCUUACCCUAAACUCUGUUGAAUGCAACGACCAAGAAAUCGAACCCUAUUCAACAAACGACAAAAAAUAUAACCACUGUGUCCUCGGAGGAACUUUUGAUCGAUUACAUGUAGCCCAUAAACUUCUACUGAGCGAAGCUGCCUUAAGGGCAGCCAAAAAAGUUACAGUAGGCGUAACCGAAGAAGUCAUGCUCGAUUCGAAAAUCCUCAACGAAUUUAUCGAAGACUGCGUUAAGAGAAUGAACGCAGUAAAAGAUUUCCUAUAUGAUAUCUGUCCUGAAUUGGAAUACAACAUUGUCCCUAUACAGGAUCCAUUCGGACCUGCUAUUGUUGAUCCCACGAUGGAGUUAAUCGUUGUAAGCAAAGAAACCGUACGAGGAGGAGAAAAAAUUAACACCAUUAGGAAAGAACGAAACUUGGGCGUUUUGGACAUCAUUCCAGUAGAAUUAGUAGAUGAACCAAAUUCAAAACCCCCAGAGGAAGCUAAGAUAAGCUCCAGUUCCUUAAGGAUGAGGCUAUUAGGAACAGUUUUGAAGCCAAUUGAAGUCAAUAACGAAAUCCCUAAAGAACCCUACGUAAUAGGACUUACUGGUGGAAUCGCCAGUGGAAAGACCGGUGUGACCAGUCACGUAAAGAAUUUAGGAGCGGAGACAAUAAAUUGCGAUUUAAUAGGUCACGAUUGUUAUAAGCCAGGUAAACCUUGCUACGAGGAACUUAUCCGGGAAUUUGGGCAGCAAAUUAUUGCGGAAAAUGGGGAGAUCGAUAGAAAGGUUUUGGGUUCUAUUGUGUUUAAAUGCAAGGAAGAUUUAGAAAAACUUAACAAAAUUGUAUGGCCUCACAUCGCGAUUGAGGUGAAAAAUAUCAUAAAAAAUAGCAGUGCUAAAGUAAUUGUUAUUGAAGCGGCUGUAUUGUUAUUAGCUGGUUGGGACAAUAUGUGUCAUGAGGUAUGGACGACGAUAGUUCCGAGGAAAGAGGCCGUGAAAAGGUUGCUGGAGAGAAAUUUAACAGAGGAACAGGCAAACAGCAGGCUCAACGCUCAACCUAACAAUCAAUUUUACGUUCAAAACGCAAAUGUUGUAUUCUGCUCAUUGUGGAACGUGGAAUACACCAAGGAACAAGUAAAGAAAGCGUGGGAUUUGCUCAUGAAAAGAAUACCUUCAUAA
This is a messenger RNA of Phyllotreta striolata, 1596 nucleotides long. The record is from the annotation of a GenBank genome assembly. Lineage: Eukaryota; Metazoa; Arthropoda; Insecta; Coleoptera; Chrysomelidae.